Cryptotermes secundus is the source of this 817-nucleotide messenger RNA. RefSeq lists its product as uncharacterized. Lineage: Eukaryota; Metazoa; Arthropoda; Insecta; Blattodea; Kalotermitidae. The transcript has 3 exons. Gene Ontology annotation, biological process: positive regulation of voltage-gated potassium channel activity; regulation of synaptic transmission, cholinergic; sleep. The coding region runs from base 127 to 615 and encodes 162 amino acids. The record is from RefSeq and is a predicted model, not a curated record.
UACAGUACUUCCGGUGGAUGUCCGUUUUGAAGCAGCCUUAGAAGCUAGCUGAUAACUCGUUACAGUAUCUGUAAUCCUCGACUGUCAGAGCAAGUGUCAACAGCCAUUUGUGAUUCACCAGCCAGCAUGGCGGCAUAUUUUUCUUAUGCGACUCUGAUCCUGCAGGGCCUACUCAUCUGCACCACGUUCCGACCAGGUAUUAAUUUCAAAUGUUACAUUUGUGACUCGAAAUCGAAUCCCAAUUGUAUGGAUCCGCUGGGUGAAAACAUGCCUGAAAUGGUAGACUGUGAGGACUUCUUUCCUCUGCUCACUCUACAGCUGGGCAUAGACUCCUCAAUUUUAACGGAACCCUUGCUCUACGGGUGUCAGAAGCUGGAAGUACAAGAUUCGAAAGGAGGACUUGUUACGGUGAGGACCUGUGCAGCUUUCGAAAAUGACUCCAGUACAGCAUGCGACGUAAAGGAUAACUUCCAUGAAAUGGAAGAGAAAUUCACUUUGGAGUUCUGUGGAGUCUGUGAAAACGAGCUGUGCAACGCAUCUGUCACGAGUGAAAUAUCUUCGACCCUCCUGUUUAUGUUGGUAGCAUUUGCCGCUUUAAUUAUGCUACGCCGAUGAGUUACCCAACUGACAAUCCGCAGAAAUUGUAGCAAAUGUCUUUUCGAGUAUUUGAGGACAUGACAAUUUAAACAUGUGAGUCGGUUUGAUUGAAGAACAUGGUUAAUUGAUUACUGAGAGAUAAAAGAAUGAUUAAAAACUAUUUCAUAAUAUAUUAUUUGAAGUGAUAAUUGAGAAAAUACUUUAUGCAAUGUUUCAACAA